GACCAGGGAAGCGUUGGACAGCCAACGACUGAGGACCUUAGUGCCCGAGCUGAGUGGCGGGACGAGGAGUGAGCAUGCACCCCGAGGUCUCAGAGCCUCAGGCGGAUGGAGCGACGGAACCCAGUCCGGAGGAGUCGGCGGGCGAUCACGGGGGCGCGGGCCCAGGGGUCCGCAAAGAAGAAAUUAAUGAGACCCAGGAAACACGUGUGGGUCCUUCUACAACAUCCUGCCAAAGUCAGAAGCAACAGAGCAGCGACCAUAGGUUAGAUUGUCGCUCAGGCUAUGCAAGAAAUGACAGGGGUGAUCGGGGCCCCAGGAUGACUAAAGAAUUCCUUCAAAAGCUCUGCAAGCAACACAAGCUGUACAUCACCCCUGCCCUGAAUGACACGCUGUAUUUACACUUUAAGGGGUUUGACCGCAUUGAGAACCUAGAAGAGUAUACAGGCCUUCGCUGCCUCUGGCUAGAGUGCAAUGGUAUCCAGAGGAUUGAGAACCUGCAGGCCCAGAGCGAGCUGCGCUGCCUCUUUCUGCAAGUGAACCUACUGCACAAGAUUGAGAAUCUGGAGCCGCUCCAGAAGCUGGAUGCCCUCAACCUGAGCAACAACUACAUCAAGACCAUUGAGAACCUCUCCUGCCUCCCUGUCCUGAACACGCUGCAAAUGGCCCACAACCGCCUGGAGACGGUGGCAGACAUUCAACACCUCAGGGAGUGUCUGCGACUCUGUGUCCUCGACCUCUCCCACAACAUGCUGAGUGACCCAGAGAUCUUGAGUGUGCUGGAGAGCAUGCCCUGUCUACGUGUGCUGAACCUGAUGGGAAACCCAGUGAUCAAACAUAUCCCUAACUACCGUAGGACGGUCACUGUUCGUUUGAAGCAACUGACUUACCUGGAUGACAGGCCGGUUUUCCCCAAGGACAGGGCAUGUGCAGAGGCGUGGGCCCGAGGGGGUUAUGCAGCUGAGAAGGAAGAACGGCAUCAGUGGGAGAGCAGGGAACACAAGAAGAUCACAGACAGCCUGGAAGCCUUGGCCAUGAUCAAGCGGCGGGCUGAGGAGCGAAAGAAGGCCAGAGACAAAGGGGAGACACCUCUGCCAGACAGUGAGGAGAGUAGUUCCACCAGCCCAGAGGCCCAGGAAAAGCCACCCCUGGGAGAAACCCAGCAGAAGAUAGAAUUGUUUGUGAAGGAGAGCUUCAAGGCCAAAGAUGAACUGUUCCCCGAGAAGCCAGGUGGAGAAGAGGAGCUGGCUGUGGUGGUGAACAGGACAAUGGAAGAUCCAGACCUGUCUGGGAGUCUGGCUCAGUCCCAGGCACCCUUGGUGGCCACUCCUGAAGAGUCCAUGUCCUCAGUGGCGGCUACUGAUGGGGCCAGAACCGAAGACACAGAGGCCAUUGCCCUGGACACCAAGGAGAGGCUUUUUAUCGAUGACCUGCCUGACUUGGAAGAUGUUGAUGGCAUGGACAUGUCUAUGGAAGACCAGACAAAGGAAACAGGCAUCCCGAAAAUCCAGGUUGUUUCCAGCUUGAGUGAUGACAGUGACCCUGAAGUGAAUGACUCUUCUCUCCCCAUGCUUGAGCACACUCCCACAGGCUCUACAGGUGUCCUCUCAAACAUAUUUGCAGUCUUCAAGGACUCCUCCAAGGCAGCCAGGGUGCCUCUCACAGACAUAUGUAAGCCAACAGCAACAACAGAAUUGGAAAGCCAAGGUCAAGUCUUCAGCACCACCCCUCCACGACCCCUCAUCCAGGAGCUGGAAGAGGAUGGGAGGGGAGAGAAUGAAUCUAACCAGUCACCACCUGCCCACUUUAGUGAAGAUGGAGACAGCCAGCUGCCUGAAGCCACCCUACUAGGAGACAGAGCUGAGAAUGAAGUACAGUCUUCGUUGGACCUGGGGGAGCCCAGCCCCAGGGCAAGCCUGGAAGAUAUUGAAUUUGGCUUGGACUGAACCCCAAGGCAGUCUACAGUUAGACUAGCAGUGGUGAGGUGGAGGCUAGCAGUGGUGAGGUGGACGCAGGGCACUCUUUCCUGUGUACCACAGCUGGUGCACUUUGGGACCCUGUACAGCAUGUGCUCUGCAGCCACAGCUGUGUGCCUUGUACCCAAUGCAUCCGUUUCCCUGGUUACAGACCCCAUGAUUACAUAAAUACUUUAAGACCCACACAAGUCAGCAUGUUACUGGGAUGCCAGUCAGAUUCCAUUGGGAUGAGACCAGAGACUCCACCCCACGCCACUACGCUGUCAAAUGUGUGUACAUCCCCAAGAGUAGGGCUUUACACAUCAGACCUGGAAAGGUCCACAGAGACACCAUCUUCUCAGCUCAUAUGACCAUCCAGCUUGUGGCCAGUGGACAGGUUUAUUCAGUCCCUGAGCCAGAGCCAAAGUACCAACUCCUACAGAGCCCAUGUGGACUAUCACACAAACAGUCCCCAACAGCAGCUGCCGACCCACAUUGUGCCACCACAGGAGGCCAUUUCCUUUGAGGGCAGGAGGCUAACACUGACACACAGGCUCUACUUUCCAGCAACUCCGCUGCAAUGAGACACAGGGGGAGGCUCUGCCCUGGGAAGUGUAUCCAGAUCCCCAGGCCACAGGAGCUGCCCCUUGGCCAUGGCUGCUCAGAGCUUCUGUGGCAUGGAUCCUGACUUCUGUUCCAUGUACCCCUGAAAAUAGCAGUGUGUGACAACCCACACUGGACAAGUGGAGGACUAAGGACCCAUGGGGUCCCCACAUCAGUGACCCUGAGGCAGCCUCUGCAGCCAGCACUCUGGAAUAACCUGCUA
Onychomys torridus (southern grasshopper mouse) is the source of this 2778-nucleotide messenger RNA. RefSeq names its product dynein axonemal assembly factor 1 (gene Dnaaf1). Gene Ontology annotation, biological process: cilium assembly. The transcript is spliced from 12 exons. The record is from RefSeq and is a predicted model, not a curated record. Gene Ontology annotation, cellular component: axoneme. Gene Ontology annotation, molecular function: protein binding; dynein complex binding. NCBI's taxonomy places the organism in Eukaryota, Metazoa, Chordata, Mammalia, Rodentia, Cricetidae. The coding region runs from base 75 to 1943 and encodes 622 amino acids.